Lactuca saligna is the source of this 645-nucleotide messenger RNA. The record is from the annotation of a GenBank genome assembly. Lineage: Eukaryota; Viridiplantae; Streptophyta; Magnoliopsida; Asterales; Asteraceae.
AUGGUUAAAAGUCUAAAAAUAUUCAAAUCCCACGCAUCUCAUAUCAAUUAUUGCAAAUAUUCAUCAGAGAAAAAUUCAAGGACAAAAGAUGACAGGUUUCAAGUUCAAUUUGGCAUUGAUGAUGGCGUUCAUGCUUGCAUCUGUGCAGUUUCAAGGCACGGUGGCUCAAACUACCCAUGUGGUCGGCGAUGCCUUGGGCUGGAAUAUUCCUCCCAACGGACCUUCUCUUACACCACUUGGGCAUCAACUCAAACCUUCAGAGUCGGCGAUGUUCUUCUCUUUAACUUCAUCACCGGAUUUCAUAACGUUGCUGAAGUCUCGCAGGCGGCUUACGGCCCAUGCACCACCGCCAACCCAAUCUCUAUCUCCACCGUCGGCCCUGCUAGAGUCACCUUGAAAGCACCUGAAACCCACUAUUACGUCUGCACCGUUGGAACUCAUUGCCAAAUUGGUCAGAAGCUAACAAUCAACGUCUCCGCCACGUCUGCCACCCUUCCACCAGCACCAGCACCCGCCACUCCUGCUCCCGUUUCUCCACUCACAGUUAGCACCAUUCUACCACCGCCAUCGCCCAGUUUUGCUCCAUCUUUCACCGCCGUGGUACCCGUCAGUUUCUUGGCGAUGGCUUUAGCUUUCUUUUAUUAG